Molecule: messenger RNA, 1399 nt
Organism: Homarus americanus (American lobster)
Lineage: Eukaryota; Metazoa; Arthropoda; Malacostraca; Decapoda; Nephropidae
Product: zinc finger CCHC domain-containing protein 10-like
Exons: 2
Coding region: 476-706 (76 amino acids)
Source: RefSeq, a predicted model, not a curated record
UGCUGUGGGAGGUUGACAAUCACAUUCUUACAAACUUAGGAAAAAAAAACGACUCUCCGUAUAUAACGAUUGUGGGUACUAUUUCAACUGGUUCGGGAAGAUGUUGCACAAUAUGGCCUCUAAACCACACUGAGACUCUAAUAACUGCGUAUAUUCUCUCAUCUCCAGGAAAUAUUUCUAAAGUAGAACUGAAAAUCAUCUACACGUGACAAUUUCCUUCCCGCUGCGUCGUCCACUGCGCAUCCUAUACUGCGCAUAUCAUCAAUUACGACUUAGUAACGGGGUAUAAAAAGCUGCCGUGUUCGCUGUCACCUUCUUGUUACCCCAACGCUGCUGAGAGGAAGGUCACAAUACCGGAAGCUGUCGCCUUUCAUCCCUUUAAUAUAGUGUAGUACAAGACGUGAAGGUCACCUGUACAUCAGUGUGUGGCAGGUGUGAAGGUCUUCCUGUGUUCCACCUGACCUUCACUACCACCAUGGACCCAGCACACCAGGACCCAGCCCUGCUGGAGGCAACAUCCAAGUCAUGUGCAGCUGGUACUAAAAACGACAGCAGCGACAGCGAUAGCAGCAGUAGCAGCAGCAGCAGCAGCAGCAGCAGUAGCUCAGACGGGGGCGGACAUCACAAGAAGAAGAAGAAGAAGAAGAAGAAGAAGGACGACCAUCACCACCACCAUCACCACGACCAUCACCAUCACCACCACUAGUACCUGUGUCGUGUAAGCCUCCCCUCCCAGGAGAGUCUAACAGGAGUUAUAUUUCUUAAUGGGCACCUUCAAGAGACCUUUGGUGGACACGUUUAAGGACGACCUCUUGAAUGAACACGUCAAAGAUUCACUUAAUGAUACAUCCUGAAGGAGAACUGUUUAAGGCGACACUCGGAAGUAAUCCAUCAAGGGACACACACACACACACACACACACACACACACACACACACACACACACGUCUUGUAACUGUAAUGCUAAUAAAUAAAUGUAGACUCGGUCAUCAACACUCUAGUCUCUGCUUCUGACUGAGGUAUUAUUUUACUGUCAGACAACACGGGGAGUUUUAGGAAUUUUAUCUUGACGAUCAAUAGUUUAGGCGAUUCUAAGACUCUUUACUUCUGUGAUUAUUUCCCUCGUAAACGACUUUUAUAUGCCGGGGGGGUCCGGGGGCGGAGCUCGCCAGUUAGGAGGAUAAGUUAAGUGAUUUUUAGGUCAUUUGCGAAGGAAACGUCAUAGAAGAAACGUGUCUUAGAAUUGUCUACUCUAUUGAUUGCAAAGUUAACCUCCUAACAUUCCCGUGUUGUCCGACAUAUAAACUUUACACUGAUUUAUCACCCAUAUAAUCGAUGUUUGUUGAUUUCUUUAUGUAGUGUACUUGAUACUUAUAAAUACAUAAUAAUAAUGACUAUA